AGAAGAAGAAGAAGGCUUAAAAGAGGAAGUGACCAUAAUCAGCCAAACCAACACAGCGGAGUUUGGAGCUAGUUACAUGUCGGUGCAGUUGUGGUGCCUGUCAUUCCGGCAGCCAUAUGCCGGUCUCAUCUUGGACGGGGUGAAGACAGUGGAGAGCCGCUGGAGGCCCCUGCUGGCACCUCUGGAACACCAGACCCUGGCAGUCCACAUUGCCCAGCGGGACUGGGAAGGGGAGGAAUGGCGGGCGGUGCUGAGUGGCCCACUGGGGAUGAACCAGGCCCAGAUCCAAGAGCUCCUGGAGUUGGGGGAGCGGUUCGGCCGUGGUGUGGUCGCAGGAUUGGUGGAUGUGGACAGAACCUGGCUCUGCCCUGCUUCCUUACAGGGGGAGGAGCUACGGUACAUGGAGCAGUCAGCUGUUCUUAUUGGUCUGCAACAGAAACACCUGACUCAGUUGUCCAACCCUCGCUGGCUGAAGGAGCCGCUGAGCGCCCGAGGGCGUCGUGACCUCUGGACUGUGGAGAUUCCCACAGAGCUAUUACCUUGAAGGACAGGAUGAAGCCCAGUAGCCUUACUGGUCUUCUGACUUCAGGACAAACGUCAGCCUCAUCAGCUGCACAGACUUUGGCAAAGGCCAAAACACCUGCAUGUAGGACAUUUCUAAUUCAGUUUUAUUUGUAUAGCACCAAAUCACAACAAAAAUCAUCUCAGGACACUUUACAAUAUAAGUAAGGUCUAAACCUGACUGUGUAGAGGGGAAAACCCAACAGCCCCACCGAGCAGCACUCCUUGACAGUGGGGAGGAAAGGCUCCCUUUAAUAGAAGAAACCUCCGACAGUCCCCGGCUCUUCGUGCUGUGACGGCGUUAGGGUGAGUGGAUAGAGGAGAGAGAAAAAAGAAAAGCAACAGGACAACUGCAAUAACACAUUUAUCAAGCCUCUACCAACACUGAGCAGCAGGCUUCAUAAGCACCAUCAGCACCAGGUACUAUCACGUUUUACAGAUCAACUGUUAAACACACAGUUUGUGGUUUGAGUGACUGAUGACAGGACACACGUGGCGACAGGAUACGUGGCACCAGGACUAAUCAAGCCUUAUUAUCCUUAAGGCUAAUAAGUUAGCCUAUUGUGGUGCAGGCUAGCUGCACAGAAUGAAUCUCAUGGCAACUUAUGUGGCACAACCUUCAUGAAACAGAGUCACGACUAAAUUCAGACAGGAUACCUGGAAAAUCUUGGCUUAAUUGGCCAUCUAGGUUUUGUGAAACAGCCCUCUAGGUACGUCUGAUCGAUUUCUGUGGUACAGACACAGAUGCAGGUGAGUGUCAACACUGAAGGAGAACAGAGUCGUCCAUUCUGCUGGUGGAAAACCUUUAUUCACCCAGAAACAAAACCCCAUCACCAGUCUGAACAUCAACACAAAUAUAUCCCCUCAUCAACAAACAGGGGCUGAGCGUGCCCAGCCUGUAGCCCCACCCCAUGUCUCCGACUGGCUGGCUGACACUUGAAA
Monopterus albus (swamp eel) is the source of this 1503-nucleotide messenger RNA. RefSeq lists its product as uncharacterized. The transcript is spliced from 4 exons. The coding region runs from base 77 to 544 and encodes 155 amino acids. The record is from RefSeq and is a predicted model, not a curated record. Lineage: Eukaryota; Metazoa; Chordata; Actinopteri; Synbranchiformes; Synbranchidae.